CAACCCAUCAAAAUUGAAAAUAAUUAAAAAUGUUUUAUUAUCAAAUGAUGAGAUGAUUCAUGUACAAAACUUUAAGAAAUCUACUAAAUUUGAUAAUGCCAACGCUCCUCAUGAAAUUCUCAUUGAGAUAACAGACUUCACCAAUGAAAAACUACAAAAAAUAGAAUACUUAGCACCCGUUCUUGUUGAAAAGAAAAAUGAAGCAAAGUUAUUAUACGUUGAAGGUGGGAAAAAAACUACAGAUAAUCCAGAAUUUAAUGUUAAUUAUGGUACCGAAGACUGCGAAAUCAGUACUUUUGCUAACUAUAAUGUUGAUGAUGUUGGAUUUAUUACUGAGGGUGAUCUAUAUAACAACAAUGUUCCUGGUAGCAAUGCACAACGGAUCGAAGAAAUAGAAAUGCAAAAUAGUGAUCUAAAUGGAGAUAAAAGCGCAAAAUCUAGUCCUGCUAAAUGUGUACCUUAUGUCAUUGAACCCGUUGUAGAUUCAGAAAUGAGAUCUAUGAAUGAUGAUAAUGUUCAUUAUAGUACUGAAGACUGCGGAAUUAGUACUUUUGUAGUAGUGUAGUACUUUGUGCGGAUUUAGUAUGGUGAUCUAAAUAGCGAUAAAAGUGCAAAAUCUAGUCCUUCUAAAUGUGUACCUUGUAUCAAUGAACCCGUUGUAGAUUUAGAAAUAAUAUCGAUGAAUGGUGAUGAUAAAGAAAAAGGCACACAUAUAAAUGUCGUGGAGUCCGAAGAUAACACGACAAAGAAAACG
This is a messenger RNA of Nasonia vitripennis (jewel wasp), 754 nucleotides long. RefSeq lists its product as uncharacterized. The record is from RefSeq and is a predicted model, not a curated record. The coding region runs from base 53 to 565 and encodes 170 amino acids. The transcript has 4 exons. NCBI's taxonomy places the organism in Eukaryota, Metazoa, Arthropoda, Insecta, Hymenoptera, Pteromalidae.